CGUCAAUCCAGCCCAUCACAUCCACCACCACCCGCCGCGCCGGCUCACAGGCACCGGCCGGUCACCACAUUAUCACUACAAUACCUCUACCAUCUCGAUCCUAUCCUCGCCACAACCGCCAAAAUGCAGGGCUUUAACAUGGGCCGGUAUAUACCCCCGGACCAAGAAGGUCUCACCUCCGCCAAUGCCCUACACAAAAAGCACCCCCUGGGUGCCCGCGCCCGCCACCUCAAAACGACUGGCGCCUUGAUCGUCCGUUUCGAAAUGCCUUUCGCGGUAUGGUGCACGACAUGCAAACCCCACGAGACGAUAAUCGGACAAGGGGUACGAUUUAACGCUGAGAAGAAGAAAGUGGGGAAUUACUAUUCAACGCCGAUUUACUCGUUUCGAAUGAAGCAUGCGGUGUGUGGGGGCUGGAUUGAGAUUCGGACCGAUCCGAAGAAUACAGAGUAUGUGGUUGUGGAGGGGGGACGGAGGAGGGAUACAGGUGUUGGGACUGGGGUUGGGGAGGGGGAGAUUGUGUUGAGGGAGGGGCUUGGUGGUGGUGCUCUGGGGAAUGAUGACCCGUUUGCGAAGUUGGAGGGCAAAGUGGAGGAUAAGAAGCGGGGAGAUUCGGAGCGGGAUCGGAUAUUGGAAUUGCAGGAGAGACAGGCGAGGGAUUGGGAGGAUCCGUAUGAGAAGUCGAGGAGGUUGAGGAGGACGUUCCGGGUGGAGAGGAAGGGGUUGGAGAAGAAGGAGGCGGAGAGGGAGGCGUUGAAGGAUAAGUUGAGUCUGGGGAUUGAGGUCGUGGAUGAGAUUGAGAGUGAUCGGGUCCGGGCUGGGUUGGUGGAUUUUGGAGCGGAGGAGGGAGGGUUGAGGAAGGCUAGGAUCAAGCCUUUGUUUGGGAUGGGGGAAUCACAUACUAGGGCUGGUGGGAAGAAGGAUGGGAAGAGGACGAAGGCUGAGGCGUUGCUGGAACAGCGCAAGGCCAUGUUUCGCAGUGAGUUGACGGGGAAUACUCGGGCGGUCGUGGAUCCUUUCUUGAGCAGUGAUGGGAGUGAGUGGCGGCCGGAGGUCAAGAGGAGGAAGCUGGCUCCGGGGAGUAAAUCGGGUGAUGCGAAGGAUGCUGGUGAAUCGUCUGUGAAUGGCUCUGAGGACCAGUCAACCGGGGAAGCGACAGAGACACCACGUCUGACGGCUGGGUUAGUAGACUAUGCGUCGGAUUCGGAGUGAAUGUCUGUUGUGCGGUUUGUGUUUACGAGGCGUUAUUUGAUGAUACGGAUGAUACCCCGGAUUUGGAGUUUUAUGGCAUAAUGCCUGUCAUACUUUUAUGAUUCAUUCAUGAUGGAUGCAACUGAUAUCAUGCAAGGGUAUAUAUACAGAUAGUGCUGCUAAACAUAGCAUCAUUUAGCCC
Aspergillus ibericus CBS 121593 is the source of this 1393-nucleotide messenger RNA. RefSeq names its product Saf4/Yju2 family protein. The transcript has 2 exons. The record is from RefSeq and is a predicted model, not a curated record. The coding region runs from base 124 to 1212 and encodes 362 amino acids. Lineage: Eukaryota; Fungi; Ascomycota; Eurotiomycetes; Eurotiales; Aspergillaceae. Gene Ontology annotation, cellular component: post-mRNA release spliceosomal complex; U2-type spliceosomal complex. Gene Ontology annotation, biological process: mRNA splicing, via spliceosome.